This is a messenger RNA of Fomitiporia mediterranea MF3/22, 531 nucleotides long. RefSeq lists its product as uncharacterized. The record is from RefSeq and is a predicted model, not a curated record. The annotation marks the transcript as partial. The transcript is spliced from 2 exons. Lineage: Eukaryota; Fungi; Basidiomycota; Agaricomycetes; Hymenochaetales; Hymenochaetaceae.
AGGUAUUACCAUACUCCUACAUUUGGAAUAGAUACAAUCUGGCAAUUUUCUAGAAAUAUGUCUAUAAUGAAAAAAAUUGUAGCCAGAGACUUUGAAGAUAUUCUACAGUGUGUCAUACUGGCCUUCAAGGAUUUACUGUUAAAGAAAUAUAAUAAAGUGGUCCUUAACCUUUUAUUCAUCUUAGUAACCUGGCAUGCACUUGCAAAGCUCUACAUUCAUACAGAGACUACAGUUUGGUUCCUUGAGGAGAUAACAACAUUGCUAGGAUACCAGGUACAAUACUUUAAGAAGACUGUAUGCUUGGCCUACAAUACACACAAACUCUCAAAGGAGAUUGCUACUCAAGGACAUUGUCAAGCUGCCCUACUUAAUAAGGGUAAGGUAAAGGGACUAGACACAAAAACAAUCAGAUAUAGUGUGAAAACUAAAACACUCAACAUUAAUAUACUGAAAUUUUAUUCUCUUAGUGUAUAUGCUUCUGUCAUUUGUCAAUUCAGUAUGACUGAUUUAUACAGUACACAAAUUGUUAAG